AUGCCGUCACGGUUUACUCUCAACAGGCUCCGCUUCUGGUCCAUGGUGGCUAUCGUUCUAUUGACGAGCAGCACGAUACUCUUGAAUACUGACCGAAGAGCUGCGCGUGUCAAUGGACAUGCCGUACAUCGUACAUCUUCCACCGAGCCACACUCUCCACAUGGACUUGUCAAGCGCGUGAACAACGGCAAUGAUGCAACCCCAGGCUGGCUAGGCUACCAACCAUCCGAACUAAGCAAACCCGGCGCUCGACCCGACCCCAAAGGCCGAGCCGUAAUCAAAGGCUACAGACUAACAUGCAUGCUGAAAGCCAGCGUCGCCGAAGUCGUGGCAUCAAUCUACCAAUCCAUCGACGACAUGAUCAAGUAUGGCUGGAGGGCCUCCUUCGUCGAUCGCCCAGAUGGCGCAGAAUUCGCAAAAGAGUAUGGUUUAACCAAAGCCUUUACAGACCUGCGAAUCCCAACCAAAGGUUGGACACAGAUCAGCACAGGCAACACAGUCGAUAUCUAUGACCCUGAAGACAACAAGAAGAUGCUCCAUCCUGCAACAUUCGCAACGUACACGACCGAUAUCAAUCUAGCAGCUGGAGCGAUUGUGGCUUCGCAGAGCUAUAAUCCCGAAUUCAUGGCAACGAAAUAUCCUUACGUUUUGGAGAAAGGCGGAACAUUAACGCCACUGUCUCACGUUAGCGAUUUGUUGUUUCUCAGCUGGAAGAAGCUUAUCCGCGAUCGACAAACGGGCAACUUGAAGAAUUUGGAACAUAUGUUUCGGUGGAAUUCGGAGGUCGAGGAAGUACAGCAGCAUUUGAAGAUGGCGGCUGGUGGGAAGGAUAUUAGGCAGAUUGGAGAGGUGAGCAUAUCUUCAAAUCUGUGGAACUUUGCGUUGUGCUUUUUACUGACUAUGGGAUUGCAAUGGCCUGGAGUUUCAUUCCCGAUUACAGAAUUGCAAGCACUAGCUACGUUGAGUGCUGGGAACGCGCAGGGUGUUGCUUGGCUGUUGGGACAGCACAAACAAGCUCUUGGGGUGAAGACUAUCGAUCGUGUCAACAUAUUCAAUUGCCCGGCUCCAGAUGAGAAGCCACAGUGGUGUGUCUACCUGCACAUUGUGCCAGUACAGUGA
Messenger RNA from Cercospora beticola, 1119 nucleotides. RefSeq lists its product as uncharacterized. Lineage: Eukaryota; Fungi; Ascomycota; Dothideomycetes; Mycosphaerellales; Mycosphaerellaceae. The record is from RefSeq and is a predicted model, not a curated record.